UUGGAAGAAGGGUGGACAGUAAACGAGGAAAGAAAUGAAUGAUAUUUGCCACAGAGGAGAUAUGAAUAAAGGGAGUAAUAAAUGGUUGUCUUUCUCAGUUUGUGAUAACUAAUAAGUCGCUCUCCGCUCCACACAGUCACUAUUUUACCCAAAUGUGAGGAGGAAACAUUCUACUCUACUAGCUACUGCGUUCUCUUUCUCAUCAAAACAAAGGCAGAAGAGAAGACCUUCUUCUCCCUCGAAUUCCAUUUCUAUUUCAUUACAAAACUAAGUUAAUCUGCUAGUUCAUUCUGAUUCUUUUUUUGGUUCUCAAAUUGGAAACAAGAAAAGCAACUAAAGAAGAAGAAAAAGGGAACUUUUUAAGGUUUGUAUUUGAAAAAAGAAGUUGCUGGUUGUCUCUGUCUUAAAUUUUCCGUAGAACAGUCUCAAACAAUCAAAACCCAAAUGAAUAUUGGAGCAAUUAACGUUACACCAACUCCUUCUGCUUCUCGCAAUUCUAAGUUUCCCCUGCUGUUGCCGCAGGCAGUUCGCACCUCUCAAAGGAUUUGUUGUUUCUCUAAUCUCUCAAAAUGUAAUAAUAAUAGUAAUAAUCCUUUGGGAUGGUCUAAGCUACAGCCGAGCAAAUGUAUGUUGCCUUUGGGAGCGGUAGUGACUUCUAAAUCUCAAAAUGUGUCUACUUCACCUCUUAUUGGUGAUGAGAAGAUUGGAGUUUUGUUGCUUAAUCUUGGAGGUCCUGAGACUCUCGAAGAUGUGCAGCCUUUCCUCUUCAACCUUUUCGCUGAUCCGGACAUUAUAAGGCUGCCAAGGUUGUUUCGGUUUCUACAAAAGCCGUUGGCAAAAUUCAUAUCUACUGUAAGGGCACCCAAGAGCAAAGAAGGUUAUGCUUCAAUUGGUGGUGGUUCGCCUCUGCGGCAGAUAACUGAUGCACAGGCUGAGGAGUUGAGGAAGUCCCUUUGGGAAAAGAAUGUCCCAGCGAAGGUGUAUGUUGGUAUGCGUUAUUGGCAUCCAUUUACUGAAGAAGCCAUUGAACAGAUAAAAAGAGAUGGAAUCAGAAAGCUUGUUGUUCUUCCUCUUUAUCCACAGUUCUCAAUAUCAACUAGUGGUUCUAGCCUUCGUCUCUUGGAGAGUAUAUUUCGGGAAGAUGAAUAUCUUGUCAACAUGCAGCACACUGUGAUACCAUCCUGGUACCAGCGUGAAGGAUACAUAAAAGCCAUGGCAGAUCUAAUUGAAAAGGAAUUAGAAAAAUUUGACUGUCCUGAGAAGGUUGUGAUAUUUUUCAGUGCUCAUGGAGUGCCACUUGCAUAUGUCGAAGAGGCUGGUGAUCCUUACAAAGCAGAGAUGGAGGAAUGUGUGGAUCUGAUAAUGGAAGAAUUAGAGAAGAGAAAGAUCACUAAUUCAUUCACUCUUGCCUAUCAGAGUAGAGUUGGACCUGUGGAAUGGUUAAAGCCCUAUACUGAUGAGACAAUUAUUGAUCUUGGCAGAAAAGGGGUGAAGAAUCUUCUUGCUGUCCCAAUUAGCUUUGUUAGCGAGCAUAUUGAAACUCUUGAAGAAAUUGAUGUUGAGUAUAAAGAGUUGGCUCUUAAGUCUGGCAUAGAAAAAUGGGGACGUGUCCCUGCACUAGGAUGUGAGCCGACCUUCAUUUCAGAUUUGGCAGAUGCUGUGAUCGAGUCUCUUCCAUAUGUUGGGGCUAUGGCAGUUUCAAAUCUUGAAGCUCGACAGUCUUUAGUUCCGCUUGGUAGUGUGGAGGAGUUGUUGGCCGCAUAUGAUUCGAAGCGCAGGGAAUUACCACCACCUGUGGUUGUGUGGGAAUGGGGUUGGACAAGAAGUGCAGAAACAUGGAAUGGAAGAGCUGCAAUGCUGGCAGUUCUUGUUCUACUGGUUCUUGAAGUCACUACUGGGGAGGGAUUUUUGCACCAAUGGGGAAUAUUGCCACUGUUUCGUUGACAAAUAGCCUGUAUAUAUAUAAAACACACCAAAUGUAAAUUUUGUUGCUGAAAUGUCAACCUCAUGCACUAAUACAGACUGCAGAGGCAUCUCUACGAGCAUACUGGAUAUUUAGGCAUUAUUGUCCAUAAUCCUGGCAGAUUGGAUUUGGGGUAAUAUUAUUUAGGUACAGUCUGGAUAAAAAAUCUGUACGAAAUGAGGAAAAUCAUAUUUUAUAGAAUUAUUUUGUUAAUUUGAAUAAUAUUCUCUGGUUUUGACACAUUACUUGUAUAAUGUUCUCUAAAUGAUACUUGUUCUGUAAGGUUAGGCAUUCAUGCCCAUGUUUGGUA
Jatropha curcas is the source of this 2273-nucleotide messenger RNA. Its product is annotated as ferrochelatase 2. Lineage: Eukaryota; Viridiplantae; Streptophyta; Magnoliopsida; Malpighiales; Euphorbiaceae. Gene Ontology annotation, cellular component: mitochondrion. Gene Ontology annotation, biological process: heme biosynthetic process. The record is from RefSeq and is a predicted model, not a curated record. Gene Ontology annotation, molecular function: protoporphyrin ferrochelatase activity.